AUGAUCAAGAUUGAAAUAGGAGUACCUCCUACUGGAGACCUAGUCCCACUUCAACCUUUCUGGGCAGAUCAGAUGACCAACUUACACACAUCAAUCCCUCUGACUGUGUUUGCCAAACAUUUGCAAGAUCCAAUAUGGAGGAACUUGACCAUAAUCAUCACUCCUCGUCAUCCUCCAAGUACCCCGGAAGAGGAGGAAGAGGUAGCUGGAGACGCAGCCGAGGUGUGGCUAACAAUACAAGACACGAGGGACAUUAGAAUCACAGCAUAUUGUAGCACCCCUCCUUAUGACCUACCUAUGUUUUAA
Messenger RNA from Melampsora larici-populina 98AG31, 306 nucleotides. RefSeq lists its product as uncharacterized. The coding region runs from base 1 to 306 and encodes 101 amino acids. The record is from RefSeq and is a predicted model, not a curated record. The transcript has 4 exons. Lineage: Eukaryota; Fungi; Basidiomycota; Pucciniomycetes; Pucciniales; Melampsoraceae.